Messenger RNA from Hemibagrus wyckioides, 4147 nucleotides. It is a transcript of the gene cdc42ep2, whose product is annotated as CDC42 effector protein (Rho GTPase binding) 2. Bases 471 to 1136 code for a protein of 221 amino acids. The record is from RefSeq and is a predicted model, not a curated record. Lineage: Eukaryota; Metazoa; Chordata; Actinopteri; Siluriformes; Bagridae. The transcript has 2 exons.
AGCUUAAAGCAGAGCGUCUCCGGUUUUCCAGUAUCAGCACAUAAUGCGCGUGCGGCGCACAAACGUAUCCGCUGUUCGGGGGGGUGGUUAUUUUCCGCACACCGCGUGAGCAGGACAUAUCACAGUCCGGUUACAGGCGCCACAGGAGGGAAGACACGAGGGGGCACGCGCGCUGGGGACAGUGGAUACUCAUCUGCUCUUCGGACGGAGCUGAAAACCUGGAAAAAGCCCGGGGAGAGCACGCGCAAGAAUGGAGUGACAGACGGGAUGGACGUCUGGAAUUUGGUCUCAUUACCAUCUCCUAGUGAGGAAUUUUAGAGGGAAUCCUCGUCUUGAAGGCCUGGAGCUGCUUGAAUCCGGGUCUGUACUGCUGCUGCUUCCUCGAAUUGCCUCGCCUCAGCCUUCUUUCUCUCUCCACACUGUUGCGCGAGCUCUCUCUGUGUUGUUCCGGGGGACACUCAGUGGUCACCAUGUCCUCCAAAGCUCCCAUAUACCUGAAGCGCAGGAGUCGCAAAGGCAAGAAGGAGAAGCUGCGUGACCUGCUCUCGUCCGACAUGAUCAGCCCUCCGCUGGGCGACUUUCGCCACACCAUUCACAUCGGGAGCGGCGCUGGUGGCGACAACCUCUUCGGGGACCUUUCCUUCCUCCAAGGCAAGUUCCACCUGUUACCUGGGCAACAAGGCCAGCAAGGGGCAAUCCAGUGGAACUGCGCCGCCAACGAGGCCUCGCCGCUGCUCAAGAACGCUCUUUCGCUUCCUGUCAUUGGAGGAGUGCAGGCACUCACGCUUCCGCCCUCAGCCCCUGUUGCAUCGCAGCCUCUUGCCCCUGUCAUGGCUCCGCCCCCGAAACCUCCCAGACUGCACCUGGAUUCACCUCACACGUCACUCCCCGGCUCCCCGAAGCGCUCGCCCGAUCACGAACAGCCUUGCAUGGGAAAAGUGGAAAAGGGGGAGGAGAAGCCAGGCGAGAAAGACGACGAGCCGGCAUAUCUGUCUCACGCCGGCUCCAUGCUCUCGCUCCACUUGGACCUGGGGCCGUCCAUCCUAGAGGACGUCCUGCAGAUCAUGGACACCCAGAGGAUGGGAGGCAUCGGUGGAGGAUUUGUACCAAACGGUCGACAAGAGGUCUACACCUAAGAUGUUCCACCUUUUUUAACAUACUUUUUUUGUUCCCUCUCUUUUUAUUGCUGCGAGUGCUGGUUUGAACAGUAACUUUUCCGUCUGUCCUUGAAAUUGUUCUCUUUCACACUGGGAGUGUUCAAGGCUGCAGAGAAAUUGUUUUUUUUUUCCUACUUCAUUAUGGGAGAUAAAAAACUGUGACACCUUUUAUGACAUCCUGGUCUUCCUGGUUACUCUCCUGAGCCACUGAUUAAAUAUUAAUUCAUCUUUUAAACCAGAGCAGCAGUCCGGACUGCCGUUUCUGACGUAGCCUGUUUGUCCGGAGCAGUUUUUUUUAGCCAAGGGAUUAAACUGCAGGAGAAGAAAAACGACCUUCUCUCAGCACUGAGAAUGACGUCACCUUUCUCCUCGGUGGUGUUGCCAAUUUCUGAACAAAUACACUUUUUUUUCUUGUUGUUUUGCUUUACUAGGGGAGCACAUUAUGUCCAAGAACUACGAAUAAGGGAAGGUAUCUUGGUUAAAGAGCAAGAGAAAAAAACAAAAACCUGUGCAUGUCUUCCAUCUUAGUGGAGAUGUGAAAAGACUUGGAACGUUGCACCUUUGGCUUUACUGGAUGUUUCUGCACUCCCUCAGGCAGGGACAGUUGAUCCCUGGUUUCAGAUGGAUCCUUUUUUUUAGAUGGAGGUGUGAGGAUGAGUUUGUCACUGAAACCACAGCUUGGGUUCACUUUUUAUACCAAGCCCCAGGAGAUUUAUCAUUUUAGUGCAUUCGAGCGUUAAAGAGGAAUUCCACAUGGGUUUUUAAAACGUCAGCUUGGUGAGAUGUAAUUAAAGUCCUGUAGUGGGCUUUUAAGGACAUUCUGGACUAUUUAGUCUGGGCCAAUUUUAUCAAACUGGAUAUUUAACAAAUGUAUUUUGUGAAAGGUUCGUGGGGGAAUUACACAUGAAACAGGAUCCUCAUGAAAAGGCAGAUCUUUAGGAAAACAUUUGUAUCCUGUGUUUCGCUCUUGGGUUUGUGUGAAAGCAAGUGAAAGGACAACAGACAUGACUAGCUGUUUAUGAGACAGAAAAAUGAUGCAAACUUCUAGUAUGAUACUUUCAAAAAAGUGAAAAAUGACGCAAUAAAUUUAAUAGGUUUUCUAUUUUGGUCAUUAAGUCAUAAAUCUUUCGCCAUAAAUCCUGAUUCCUCUAAAGUUGUUCUUUCGGCCACUCCCUGUUUUGGGGUCACCACAGUGGAUCAAUUGGUCAAUUUGGCACAGGUUUUAUGCCCGAUGCCCUUCCUGACACAACCCUCCCAUUUAAUCCGGGCUUGGGGCCGGCACUCAGAGUUUACUGGCUGGGUUAGUGCCCUGCCCGGGAAUCGAACCUGGGCCACGGCAAUAAGAGCGCGGGAUCCUGCCACUGGACCACCAGGAGGCCCCCUGAUUUCUCUAAAGUGACCUCUGGCUUCCAUUUGGCAGAAUCUUGCAGCUGAACUAAGAUAUGUAACCAAGCACCUUAAGAACCUCUUUAGCGGCCCAUUUACUGGCAGGAAGUGUGGACGGGUCUUUCAGUUGGACAGUCCGGAGGUUGUUAGCUGUUAUCCUCACACUUUGAUAAAUACUUCCCUAAACGUGAAUGAUACAUAUCACAGUUUAUCCACAUGGGGGGUGUGGCUUGUUAUCAGUGGUCGUGGAAAAAGCACAAGUAUAACAAGAACACAGUGGUUUAGUUUUGCUGGUCAAAAUGGUUGCCAAGAUCAAGAUAUUUACGGCUAAUCGACAAGAUGGCCGAGUUUCCAGAGUAAGUGUAGUGUCACGAGUAGCCAUGGUAGUGACCAUUCCUUCCAGAAACUUCUUCCAUCAUCAGAAUGGUCAGGAGAGGGAAAAGACCGUUAGACAACAGAUUAGACAUUUUUGAGCACUACAGUGACGCCACAUAGAGGAGGGAAUGUGAACAGUGUCUUCCUUUAACGACUUUUCAGGUCAGCCGGCAUCAUCGUCGACUGUGGAAUUCCUCUUUAAGGCUUUUCCGAGGGUGAAGAGCGAGGUCAUGUGACAUGGUCAUGUGUGACACUCGGUGUACUUUAAGCCAACAGUCAGUAGAUCAUUACUGUAUUAACUGAGUCAAGGUUAAAGGAGCGAGGGUAAAGAAUGUUCCGGCUCACUGCUACCACAUCCCGCUACGUGACAAACACUGUACUUCCUGUAUGAAUUAGCAAUAACAGAUAUUAGCGACUUAUUAUUAUUAUUAUUAUUAUUAUUAUUCAUAAUAGUGCUAUCAUGAAGGCCUCGUUAGUGAUGAUGACAUCGCACCGCUCUGUUCAUCUUCUCGGGUGAGAACGCCUGUCCCGUACCCAUCCGCAAACUGGACUAUUAUGGGAUAGGAGGUGGCAAGAGUCUAUUUUUAGUCGCGGACACACACUUUUCUCUUCCUGAUUAGAUGUUCAGAAGUAAAGGAUGCAUUGUGAGCCAAGCUAGCGUGAUAGCAGCUGUGGAGUGUGUGUGUGUGUGUGUGUGAGAGAGAGAGAGAACACAAUGACAGUUACUAUGGUUGUGUUGUCAUAAAUCCACAGUGGCCUUGAGGAGUGAAACAUCAUGGGAGGGAGGAGAGGAGAGUCGACAGCUUGUGCGUUAAUUUUUCACUUUCUGUCAAAACCCUGAAAAUGAAAAUGUACCUUCACUCGACCCCCCCGCUCUUUCUCUCUCUCUUUCUCUCUGCCUCUCUCUCCCUCCUUCUCUCUCUCUCACUCUCUCUCUCUCUCUCUUGUUCUCUCUCCCUCUAGCCCCCCCCCCCACACACACACCUCCAAACAAAUGGUAAAUUGUGUAAUUUAUUUAUUCUCAGAUUCAUAAAAUCGAAACCUGACCGAUGUCAAUCUUAAUCUGUAGCCCCGCCCCUAAACCCACACCAUUAUCACCUGAUUGUAUAGAAAGCUCUCUCUCUCUCUCUCUUUCUGUUCACAUGAGAAGAUAAUCUGUGCAUCUGAAUGAACAAAGAAAAAUCUAUAAUAUUGGUAUAAAAAUAUCAAUAAAGGACAAUUUUAUAUGA